AUGAACGCCAACAGUUACCCGGCUGAGCGCAGCAUGAACUUGUCGGCCUUAUCGCCUAAGCGCAGCACCAGCUCGUUUCUUGACAGCAACCACGAGGAAGAUGUUGACACCCUGUCGCCCAACGGCCUUGGUCGCAACCCGUCCGGCCUAGCCCGCAUUACCAAGAAGCCCCAGCCCAGGCUCCUCUAUUCCGAGACAAUAGUGCGAGGUGCUAUGAGAGGAGAGCUUGUCUACACCCCCGCCCUUGAACCUCUCAUGGGCUCCAUUGCCCGCGAUAUGCGAUUGACCAACCAAGUUGCGGGACGUCACUUGGGAUCCAACAUCCACUACUCAAAAAUGAAAGGCAUCUUGAAGCAGUGUCAGGACGAGAUGGUUACCCUGGAGCGAUACCUCUUGUCUGAGGCCUUCAUCCGAACCGACAUCUGGAACACUGUCCGUCUGCAAGAGUUCUUUGAGCUGGUGCACUCCUAUGGCCUGGAGAGGCAGUUCCGAGAUGAGUACUGGGAGAAAAACCAAUCGUCUCACUCGCCCAAGGUCCAGAAGCUUUACGACUGCAUCAAGCGGCCUCUGACACAUCCCGCCUUCGACGACGCUCAUGCUGACCAGAUUGAGAGCUGGGCAAAGGACAUUAUGAGCCGUUCCGUUUUCGUUCCUCGAGCCGACCACCCCGUCAUCCGCAGCGCUGUGGCCAUCAUGAACAUUGCCGAGCAGCAGCCAAUGGAUGACCUGAAAGCCUGGGACAAGCUCCAAGAGGGACCUAAGCGCGUCGCCCAGAUUUGGGCUGCGUGGUGUCUUGCACGCGACAAAAACUGGGUCGAGACCACAUACCUUGCUGUCAUCAUCCUGGAGCGUGGAAGCAAGAACAAGAUGGUUGCCAAAUGCUUCCGUCGCGAAAACAGUGCCUUGCUCAGGCUGGUCGACAACGGCUACGAUAAGGAGGCUUGCCGCCAUUGGCAAGACAUGCACGGCAAGUGUCACGUCAUCUCCAUGCAGGAGCUGCUAUCACGGCCCGUUGUUGUCAACCUUGCCGGUACCUCCGUCGCAUCCUCAACUCAGCAGAAGACGUGUUCCUCCACGGCUUCGUUGCAGAAGACCACCCACACCGCUAAAAAGACUGGCAACAACCUCCCUAAAGUGGUCCCUUCCAAAGGCAAGGAGCUUGCCUCGUCUUCUCGGUACCAACUCGACCCCAUCCGUCAAGCUUCUACCCAGCAGAGCCCGGGCAUCCAAAUUUCGAGCGUUUCCAGACCCACCGGACGAGAUCGCACCCCAGAAGAUCUGGUUUGGAAUCUUCAACCAUUGGACACUUCUCGUCUUGAGAAGGGUCGCACUGACGAGAUGGAACAGCGUCUGGCGACGCAGAGCGAAAAGACGAAUCCCUCCCAGAUUGAUCAACCUCGAGUCAAAAAGCGCAAGACUGUUUCCUUCGGCCUCGACAACCCCCGUCAAGCACAGUCCGAAGUCCAGCGUUGCCCGAGUGCUGCUCCAUCUCCAGCAACCUUCACCGUUCCGGCGACUGCCACCCAUCCUGUCACUUCCGCUCCCCUUGUUGCGGCCAGUCCCGCUCACAAUGCUUCUUUGGCCCCUGCUUCCGUGGCCCCCACUACUUUACCCCCUGCUUCUGUAGCUGCGAUGCCUUCACCUCCCCCCACGCCUACGGAUAUACUCAGCCAAUGGAUGAAUCAGUUGGUCAACCCUACUGAUCUCGCUACCAUGGUCGCCAUGAGGCUCUUCGGCGGCACCUCCGACUUCCCUUGUAAUUCCCAGCCCGUCUUCUCCAAGACGGAGCGUGAAGUCUCAGAGGAAGUCUGGACUAAACUCGAAGCGAAUCUUGAUAAAAAGCUUUCGCUUUUUCUUCGACACCUCGAAACCUUGUCUGACAAUGUCAAGACUCUCGGCGACAAGCAGACUGCCUUUGAGCAGACUAUAAUGAAGAUCAAAGACCAGACGACAGCUCAGGGAGACAAGCAUAUUGCUCACGAGGAGACCGUUAUGAAGAAGAUGGAAAACCUCACCAAGCUCGUCGAGAACCAACAGACUGCUCUCAAGCAGGCUGUUGCUAAGAUGGAUCACCAGCAUACUGUCGUCGGAGAUAAACACACUGCCUUUGAGCUCACUAUUAUGACAAAGAUGGACAACCUGACCCAGUUGGUCCACAUGCUACAGAAGGAUCAGAAAGAGCUCAAGGCCAGGAUCGACGGGGGAGUGAAGAAGCGGGCCAAGUCCACGGCCAACGACAAGACAGCAGACUCCAUCACUUGCGCUCCCUUGGAGACUAUGUCUCCCUCAACCAGAGGAAAGUAUUAG
Messenger RNA from Colletotrichum spaethianum, 2307 nucleotides. RefSeq lists its product as uncharacterized. The coding region runs from base 1 to 2307 and encodes 768 amino acids. NCBI's taxonomy places the organism in Eukaryota, Fungi, Ascomycota, Sordariomycetes, Glomerellales, Glomerellaceae. The record is from RefSeq and is a predicted model, not a curated record. The transcript has a single exon.